AUGUCGUCGCUUAGGGUGCUGGUGUUGGGGGACAGUCCCAACACGCUUUUGUAUGCGUCGCGGUUCCAGUUGGCGAAGAGUGUUGAUCUGUACCAUGUGAGCGAUGGUGUGAGUGCGGUGUUUGAGAUCGAGACGGUUGCGUAUGGGUACGACAAGUUUGAGCUGGCGCACCACUUCCGCUCUGUUGGGGAGCUUGUCGGGGCCGUGAGCGGUGUGUUUGAUCUUAUCAUACUGAGUGCGUCGUCGUUGCAGGAGUUGAGUUCUGUCGCCGCGCAACUUAAGAACCUGGUGAACUCGAACACGAAGAUAUUCCUGGAGAGCAGCGGGUUUGUGCAGCUGGAGCCCUUCGUGAAGAUGUCCAUGGACGCCGCGCACGCCAAUAUCUUCAGCAUCGUCACGGACUUCGACGUGCGCCAGGUCGCGCCAAACAGCUACAAGCAGUUCCCGCUGAACAACGUGACUAAGAACUCUCUGUGGCUCGGCGAGUGCAAGCCCGCCAAGGGCGGGUCCUCCUCGUACUCCAAGAACGUCGUCGCGCUGUUGGAAACGUUCGAGAGACUGUUCCAGAAGCUGUUUCCAAAGGACACAGUGGACCUGUGCAACAAGUCGCCCGUCGACUUCCUGUCGAAACAGUGGUCCAUCGCCAUGCCACGCAUAUGCUUCGAUCCGUUGCUGAUCAUGCUCGAGGAAACCAACCCAGCUGAGCUGAACAACCAGAUCAUCGCCAAGCCCCUGAUCUCCGGCCUAGUUACAGAAGUUAUUACCGUGGCUAGGAGCAUGGGUGCCAAGCUAAACAACACGAUGGACAACGAGACUAACCUCCUUCAGUCCUGGAAGGAACAGUACUGCCUAUCCACGCACGAAAUCGAGACGCCGGCCUUGGUGUACCACUUCAUUCACCGCUCAGGCCCUCUUAACAUCGACAUGUCGCUGCUGCAGAUCAUCUUGUUAGCAGACGACUUUGGCAUCAAGACACCUUAUUUGGAGUUCUUGUACUCUGUCAUGUCGCAGUACCAAAAACUAAACGAAGGGAAGUCUAAGUGGUUCAAGAGGGUGGACGAGAGACAACAACAGAACGAUGGCUCGAAUUUCGAGAUGGCAGCUUUAAUAGAAGAAAAAGCCCAAUUGAACGAGAAGCUAAACUCAUUGACUCAGGACGUGAAAUCCAAGGACGAGAAAAUUCAAUCGCUGAUGCAGGAAAGAAACCAGAACGCUCAGAUGUCCGGUGAUCUACAAAAUCAACUUGACAUCUUGAGAAAUGAACUAAAUAAGGAGAAACAGAAAUCUAGUCUUGCUAUCCAGGAAUACGAAAAUAAAUUAAAUGCAACCAACAAUGCAAUGGAGCAGAUGAAAUUACAAACGGCGGCACCAGCCAUCAAGAAUAUAGCACAGGAUGAAUACAAACCGACAGGUACACCCAAUCUGAACGAUAUUGCUGACAUCGCAGUGUUUGGUGUUAAUUACAACUCACCUGAAGUGCACAAAGCAACCGAACCACUUGCUGGUAAAGAGGCCGACAGAAAUGAAUCGCAGGAAAAGCUCACUCCAACAAACGAUUCCAUGGACGACUUGAAGAGACGCGAAUUGGAAUUACGCAAAAAGGAACUAGAAUUACAAGAAAAGGAAAUCGAAUUUCAAAAACUUGCAAUGCAACAACAGCAAAAGCAACCUGCUCUUCAGAACCCUCAACAAUUUCCCGUACAGCAGCAACAGCCUUUCCAAGUGCCACCUCAUCAACAAGGUCAAGCUUGGGGUAAGGGCCAACAAAUGGUUGCACCACAACAAAUGCCUAUGAGCAACAGUGGAGGAAACAUCCCUCAGAUGAUGAAUGGUAAUAGUAGGAAGCCAUCUUUUCCACAAGUACAACAGGCUGCUAACAUCAGAAACAGUAGAGCUGUUCAUGGCGCCAUGCCAACACAGCAACAAUCUACUGCGUCUAACUUCGUUGAUCCGGUCUCAGCAGGUCUUGUCAAUAAUUCAUUUGAACAGAAUACACAGGGGCAAUUUAUGCCUCAGCAAGGCCAUAUGCCUCAAAAUGUAAAGAGAACAAGUAGAAAGAAUAGACAUAGUAAUAUGCCUAAUAUAGGAAGUGCAUCUAGCAUGGGUCUGAACAACUUCAGCUCUGUUGGAAACAAUGGAAGCCAGAGCAGAUUAAACUCAUUGAGCACAUCUAACAUGCCAGCCAUUCAAAACAGACUCAGACACACCAACAGCAACUUGGCAUUAAACAAUAUCAACAACAAGUCGUCAUCCAGAUUGAAUAUGCCACAGCCAGUGAAACAAGGUGAAGCUCCUAUGAACGGUGGUGCAUUAGGUAACCCAUCUCAACAAAGGCAAAUGAGUUCCAGCACUCAGUUGGACAAUGUUGGUGACAUUUCUACCAACUCUGUAAUUCAUAACUCGAUACCAUAUCAAAAUGGUGGCAUGGAGACUAGUAACUCCCAACCACAGUUGCAACAGUACCAGAACACUCAAACUCAAAACACAAAGGAGUACACUCAGAGUCCACCUCCAAUGCAUCAAUUUGGCUCAUCUAAUAAUGGGUCUCCAGUAGCAGCUCCCACAGCUACAUUCUCAUCUUCUCAGGAUUCCGGAAUCAACGGCUCCACUGAUGAAGAAGCUAGUGAGAAGGAAGGUAAAAAGAAAAGAUUUGGGCUCUUCAAAAAGAACAAGAAGAAAUAA
This is a messenger RNA of Nakaseomyces glabratus, 2682 nucleotides long. RefSeq names its product Svl3p (gene SVL3). Lineage: Eukaryota; Fungi; Ascomycota; Saccharomycetes; Saccharomycetales; Saccharomycetaceae. The record is from RefSeq and is a predicted model, not a curated record. Gene Ontology annotation, cellular component: cytoplasm. Gene Ontology annotation, molecular function: oxidoreductase activity.